CGAAAAUUUCUUCUUCAGUAAAAGAAGUGAAGGCUGGGGCCGUCGUGUCGCACUUUCGAAAACCAUCGAAAUUCCAACAAGAAAAAUGUUAGACGACCAGAGCUUUCUGUAUUUGAUUAGUGUGAUUAUAGCCGCCAUAGUCUAGUAAGGUACCAUUGUGUAAUAGAAACAAUAUUAACAUUACCCGCGUUUAUUUAUGCAUUAUUAAAAUUUUAUCGCGGUUUUUAUCAGUUUGAAAAUGUGUGACCAACUUACGUGUACUAUUGCUGUACGUUAUUGAAAUUUAGUUUGAAACAAAUGUAUAAGUAGGUUGUAAAAAAAAAUGGAUACUAAAAACCGGAAACGAGCGCACCCUAAAAGUGCAACGGAUACCCUGAGGAGUGUCAAAGGUACGAAACAGUUAAGAGAACAAUUAAAGCCCACGUUUACGAAAAAAUUGUUUUGCGUCCUAAGUCAUUUGUUCGGGAGCGAAUGCAGUCAAAAUGCCGAUGUGGGAACCGAUAGUUUUAUCAGAAGUGCAAAAAGUAUUGGCGCAGAAAAUUCUUCGCAGAAUCAUCGUAAAGAUGACAAGCCAAACUCAAAAACAACCAAAAAUAGCGGAAAACAACACGAAACCGAGUUACUGCAAGCCAUACAGCAACAGUGGACUCUGCUUAAUUCAGAAAACGCAUCCAGACCUAAGAAAAGCCUUUUUUGGGCGUAUUUUUGUUGGUUAUUCGGCGGUGUUUUCGGACUCCACUUAUUUUAUUUGGAACGAGAUGCACACGCAUUCUUGACCGGAAGUACUUUGGGGGGCUACGGCCUAGGAUGGUUAGCGGACAUCACUAAAAUUCCCAGAUAUGUACGGGACUGCAAUAACGAUCCACACUUUCUGGAAGAACUCAUUUUUAAAAUGAGGAAAAAUCGAAAACCACCGUUUUCAACCAGCAGAUUCAUCUCGGCUGUAAUGGUCGGUUAUCUCUGGGGCCAGUUAAUUUUCUUAGCAAUUCCUCAAGAUGAACUAUAUGGUAUAAACUGGAAUACCUACCUGCACUGGUUCAUACCUCUGGGAGUCGCUUUAGGUGUAUGGGUGGUAGGAAAUAUUGGGAGAGAACAAGGAAAACCAUGGCUCACAAUCCUCGUCUCCUACGUAUCAUACUUGUCCAGAUGGUACUUUUAUGACGACAGCGUUUGGUUGUCAAUUGUAAUGUUUUCCGCAGCAUUUACUUUUGACACUUGGUCAAAAGAAUGGCGAAGGACUCCUAAAAAGAAAAAGCCUCUAUGGAAGAGAUUGACCACUUUAGGACUUUGCACUAUCCUCUACCUAAGCCUCUGGUCAUCAUACAUUUACUUUAAUGGAAAAAUAACUGAUUCCAAUGGAGAUGAAAUACCAGUACAUGAAGCCAUACAUCACUUUUUCACUAGUUCCUGGUGGACUGAUUUUAAACAAUCUUUAUAUGAUAUUUAUUUAUAUGCUCAGCAUCACGGAUGGUAUGAAAUUUGGAAACAAGUUAUAGAUCUUUCCGAUCCGCAAGGGGAACAGAAUGCUUAUAAAGUUUUGGGAGUAAGUCCCACCGCAAGUCAACAAGAAAUUACUUCCAGAUGGCGCACAUUGAGCAGAGAAAAUCAUCCAGAUAAAUGCAAGGAUCCGGAUAAGCUGAGAGACGCGCAGGAAAAGUUUAUGGAGAUUCAGCAAGCGUAUGACAUUCUAUCGAAUAUUAAGAGUAAAAGGAGACGGAAAAAUAAAAAAUCGGUUAAAGAAGAUGAACAUGAAUUAUAAUUUAUUUUUUUCUUUAGGACUUUUAUACAAUUAUUUCGGUUUUAAUAUAAUUUAUUAUACUGUAUAUAAAUUUAAUACAUGCGUAGAUACCAAUAAACUAGAUGAUUUAUUAAAAAUUAUAUGCAAAUAAAAUAAACUGCAAAUUGUAAAUGAAUAAAAGAAUUAUUUUUUA
Messenger RNA from Anthonomus grandis grandis, 1931 nucleotides. RefSeq names its product dnaJ homolog subfamily C member 22 (gene wus). Gene Ontology annotation, biological process: endocytosis. Lineage: Eukaryota; Metazoa; Arthropoda; Insecta; Coleoptera; Curculionidae. The record is from RefSeq and is a predicted model, not a curated record. Gene Ontology annotation, cellular component: early endosome; plasma membrane. Bases 323 to 1759 code for a protein of 478 amino acids. The transcript has 6 exons.